Messenger RNA from Synchiropus splendidus (mandarinfish), 3659 nucleotides. RefSeq names its product collagen alpha-1(XXI) chain-like. The record is from RefSeq and is a predicted model, not a curated record. NCBI's taxonomy places the organism in Eukaryota, Metazoa, Chordata, Actinopteri, Syngnathiformes, Callionymidae. Bases 98 to 2920 code for a protein of 940 amino acids. The transcript is spliced from 32 exons.
CUCAGAGUGACAGUCAUCACUGCCUCCGCCCAGAGUCAAGUCCCGGAUUUCCAUGCCGGCUUGGUCAGACUGAGGUGAACCGCCCUGCUUGAGAGCCAUGUUGCUAUGGUCCAUGUGGAGUGCAGUUCUGCUGCUGACUUCAGCGUCGUCUGCAGAGGAGGAGGAAGAUGUCAGGGCAGGUUGCAGCACGGCGGUAAAUGAUCUGGUCUACAUCGUUGACGGCUCAUGGAGCGUGGGUUUUGGAGACUUCGACACAGCGAAGCAGUGGCUCAUCAACAUCACCAGCCAGUUUGACAUCAGCUCUCAUUACACACAGGUUGCUGUAAUCCAGUACAGUGACACCCCCCGUCUGGAGAUUUCUCUGGGGCAUCACCAGAGUGGCGCUGAACUCAUCCAAGCCAUUAGGAGCGUCAAAUACAUGGGAGGAAACACACAGACGGGCAGAGCAAUCAAGUUUGCAGUGGACCACGUGUUUCCAUCCUCCCAGCGAGCCAGUAAAGUCAAGAACCGCAUUGCUGUGGUGGUGACCGAUGGCAAGUCUCAAGACGAUGUGGUGGACGCCAGCAUGGAGGCGCGAGCUCAAGGCGUCACAGUGUUUGCAGUCGGAGUUGGCAGCGAGAUCACGACCUCGGAGCUUGUGUCUAUUGCCAAUAAGCCGUCAUCCACCUAUGUCCUGUAUGCAGAGGACUACACCAACAUUGAGCGUAUUCGAGACUCCAUGGAACAGAAGCUUUGUGAAGAGUCUGUGUGUCCAACAAGAAUUCCGGUCGCAUCUCGAGACGAAAAAGGCUUUGAGCUGAUGCUGGGUUUGAACAUCCUGUCGAAGUCGGAAAAAAUACCUGGCUCCCUGCUCACAGAGACGGCCUACAUGCUCUCUACCUCCACUGAUAUUACUGAGAAGACCAGGGAGAUCUUUCCGGAGGGCCUCCCACCAUCAUAUGUCUUUGUCGCCACCAUACGACUGAAAGGAGCCUCCGCAAAGUUGACCUAUGACCUGUGGAGGGUCCGGUCAAAGGAUAAGGAGGUCCAGGUUGCCGUCUCGCUGAGCGGAAGAGACAAAACGGUCGUCUUCACUGCGACAAGUCGAAUGCGGAGGCAGCAGAGAGUUGUUUUCAGAGACUCUUUUCAGAGUCUUUAUGAUGGAAAGUGGCAUCAGCUCAAGCUUCUGGUCCGGCCGGGCCAAGUCACGGGUUUCCUUGAUGAUGAACUGAUCCAGGAAAUGUCCCUGGAUCCCGUGGAGCCAAUUUACAUCAACGGAGAGACGCAGGUGGCCAAGAAGAGAGGAACAGACAUCACUGUGCCUGUGGAAAUUCAAAAGUUGCGUCUGUACUGUGACCCCCACCAGAGUGAGCGGGAGACGGCGUGUGAGAUAUACUCAGUGGACGAUGAAAGGUGUCCGUUGAAUCGAACAGCCACUGAGGAAGAGGAGGACUGCAACUGUGUGUUUGUCGGGCCACCAGGUCUACAGGGGCCUCCGGGGAACAUGGGUUCUCGGGGUGAGAAGGGCAAUAGAGGAGCACCGGGAGCUGUAGGCAGGCCUGGCAAAAACGGGAAACCUGGAGAUUCUGGGCCGCCUGGUCUUCCAGGGGUGAAGGGAGAAGAUGGUCCACCAGGUGCAAAAGGGGAACGUGGACUAACAGGAGACAAGGGAGAGACAGGAGAUCCAGGAUUUCAGGGAGAACCAGGAGCCCCAGGCCCGAAAGGUGUUCGUGGCGAAAGAGGGGAGCAAGGACCCGUCGGGCAGCCUGGACUGAGGGGGGAUCCAGGAGUGCCAGGCCCAAGUGGACUCAUUGGAACACCAGGACAGAAGGGAGAUCCUGGACCGAUCGGUGCCGCUGGGGCGCGAGGAUCGCCGGGUGCUCCCGGACCGCCCGGAAAAGCCGGACUGGAGGGACCCCAGGGAGAGCAAGGGUCUCCAGGUCCUCCAGGUCCACCCGGAUUAAAGGGGCCUCUGGGAGUUCAGGGUCCUCGAGGGCUGCCAGGGGAGCUGGGUCGAGAGGGACCCAAGGGCAAGUGUGGUGACCCAGGUGCUGCUGGUCCUUUUGGUCCACCAGGUGAAAAAGGUUCAACCGGUGAGUCUGGAUUACCAGGGCUGCCCGGUUCUGCUGGGCUACCAGGGUUUAAAGGUCAUAGAGGAGAGACAGGGGAGACGGGUCCGAAAGGAAAACAGGGGGAGCGAGGCAGAGAUGGAAAUCCGGGUGAUCCUGGUGUACCUGGUGAAGUGGGACCCAGGGGAAGCAAAGGAGAGCGAGGGGUGUCAGGUGAAGUCGGCCCCAGAGGGCCUGAGGGGAAAAAAGGCGACAAGGGCCACACAGGACACGUUGGAAUCGUGGGUCCCAGGGGAUUCCCGGGCGAAGAUGGAUUGCCUGGCCAACCGGGGCAACCUGGAUAUCCUGGAAAACCUGGCAAGCCUCCCUCCGACGAGCACCUGCUGAAGCUCUGCUCGGAUGUGCUGCGCAACCAACUCCCAGUGCUGCUUCAGACUUUGGCACCUCCUGCAAGCUGCGAGCCAUGUCACAGUGUGAAGGGGCCCCCAGGUCAACCAGGAGCUCCAGGACCCAAAGGAUCAAUGGGAACCCCAGGCUACCCUGGACGGACUGGGACUCCAGGUUACCCGGGCCCCCCAGGAAUGCAAGGAUCUGCUGGACUCAAAGGUGACAUGGGACCAAGAGGGCUCAAGGGUGGCAAAGGAGAGGGCUACCAAGGACCUCCAGGACCCCCUGGACAGCCAGGGGUUCAGGGUCCUCGUGGCUUCGACGGAAUUGGCCAUCCUGGAAACCAGGGAAUUCCUGGGAAGCCCGGCCCCCCCGGAGAUCCUGGUAAAAGGGGAUAUCCUGGAGUACCAGGCGUGUGCGACGCGUCAACCUGUUAUCAGACCUACGACUUGAGGGAACAUUACAGCAAAGGCCCUAAUGUGUGAUGACACGGCAGCGUGGGAGAGGUUGCUCCCGGUUUCGACACCCAUAUUUUCGGAGGAUGUGAUUUACUGUGUCGCAGAUGAACAUGUGUGACGGUGCGCACGGAUCGUGUGGAGCACAGCUGCACUCGAGGCAGAAAUAAACUCAUUAAGAUGAGCUGAACUGAAACGGGCUGGGGAGGGAAUCGUGGCCGUGGAAUCCAUGAUCAAAGAUGGUCGCUCUUAGCAGACUAGGAGCUAACUUGGAUGCUGUACACUUUUAUCUCCUAAUGGCAGGUCUAAACAGUGGGCGCUAAUCUGGAGAAAAACAGAUUAGCCUUUUAAAUUGUAGCAUAUGAGGAUUUAAGAAACAUUUGACAUUAAACCAGCUACCUCUUAACCUCUUUGAAAGCCUGAUCGAAAUAACUUAAAUUGUUUGCGUGAACGUUGAGAAAUUGCCUUUGAAUUCAAUAUAUUUCAGGGUACAUUAGCAAAAUGUAGCUCUGUUUAAUUCCCAACAUAUAUUUUGAUCACAUGACACAAACACACAUGCUCUCAUUCCAAGACAGCUGUAAAUACAAGCAAGGAAGUGAAAAUAUUCAAGAAUAGGACAGACCCUAUAUUCAACAGAAGUAAACCAUGUAGCAUCUGAAGAGGCGGAAAUGAAGCACCACUUACUUAUUUAAUUUUUUUUCCAGUUUGAGAGGCCAAAGGUCUUGUUGGGAGUGUGAGUGGACUUUGGUAUAACGUGUUCAAUGUUUUU